UUAUUACUUUAAUUUGUUAUUUUAGAAUAAUAAAUUGAGCGAAAAAAUGGCAGCCAUUCGUAAAAAGUUGGUAAUUGUUGGUGAUGGAGCUUGUGGAAAAACUUGUCUCCUUAUUGUGUUUUCUAAAGAUCAGUUCCCAGAAGUGUACGUACCAACUGUAUUUGAAAACUAUGUUGCUGAUAUAGAAGUAGAUGGCAAACAAGUCGAAUUGGCAUUGUGGGAUACAGCUGGACAAGAAGAUUACGACAGAUUAAGACCGUUAUCAUAUCCUGACACUGAUGUUAUUCUGAUGUGCUUUUCCAUAGAUUCACCAGACAGUUUAGAAAAUAUUCCCGAAAAAUGGACUCCAGAAGUAAAACACUUCUGUCCUAAUGUCCCUAUUAUUUUAGUUGGAAACAAACGAGAUCUUCGCAACGACACCUCGACUAUUCACGAGUUAGCAAAAAUGAAGCAAGAGCCAGUCAAGAUUGAGCAAGGUAAAGAAAUGGCAGAAAAAAUCAAUGCCUUUUCUUAUUUAGAAUGCUCUGCGAAAACAAAAGAUGGUGUGAGGGAGGUUUUUGAAACUGCAACACGUGCUGCUCUUCAGGUAAAGAAAAAGAAGAAGGGAAAAUGUGUUUUGCUAUAAUAGUUCUUUUCACUGUUUGACUGUUGUUAGUAAUCGCUCACACAUGAUAUCACCAUAAAAACUUUAAAUCAAUAUUAUACCUAAUUUAAUGAUCAUUUUACCUUUACUAUUGUAUAAAAAUGCACUUUCGGGGAAACUGCCAUAUAUUUUCUCAUUUUUUUACAGGCGAAAACAAGUUUUGAAAAAUAAUUAGUAAUCUCCAAUUUCGUCUCGUUUGCCGGUUUUAAGGUUCCGUUGUUUUUUGGUUUUUGUUUUUUACUUAUUUGACAUGGAAACCUGGAGUAAAUUUUGUGUGUUUGGUCAGUCUCAAUUCAAGAAUACUUGUAAAACCUUCAUAAUGUAUUGGAUCAGAUUUUAUUUGUUAGAAUACAAUUAGAACAAAUUUCUAUUAGA
Molecule: messenger RNA, 1018 nt
Organism: Hydractinia symbiolongicarpus
Lineage: Eukaryota; Metazoa; Cnidaria; Hydrozoa; Anthoathecata; Hydractiniidae
Product: ras-like GTP-binding protein RHO
Exons: 1
Coding region: 47-625 (192 amino acids)
Biological process (GO): small GTPase-mediated signal transduction; cell migration
Molecular function (GO): GTP binding; GTPase activity
Source: RefSeq, a predicted model, not a curated record